Molecule: messenger RNA, 949 nt
Organism: Aegilops tauschii subsp. strangulata
Lineage: Eukaryota; Viridiplantae; Streptophyta; Magnoliopsida; Poales; Poaceae
Source: RefSeq, a predicted model, not a curated record
AAGCCGCUGGAACCGAGGAGACAGAGCAGGGCAGGGCAGGGAUUGCUGUGCCGUGUUAACUUGCAGCGGCGCGCCUGCAGCGCGCGCGCGCGUCCGCGCCAAUCAAACCUCGGUCAAAUUCGCCUCCCCGCCCCUAGCCGCGCGUCGCGUCGCGUCCAGUCUCUGCCUCUCGUCCGCUGCCGCGCUUUGUAUUCGCUUUGAGAGCUUGGACGCGGCCGGCGAUGGCGUCGGCGCCGGGGCAGUGGGCGUGGAUGGCCGCGGUUGCGGCGGAGGAGCUGGCGAAGCUGGAGGCCGCACACCCGGGCCGCCUCGGCCCGCUCAAGGACGAGCUCAGGCGCCUCGUCGCCGAGCCCGGCUGGGACGACGACGACGCGUUCGCGCUCGCCUGCCUGGACGGCGGCGCCCCCGCCGGCUGCUCCUCCCCCUCCUCCUCCUCUCCGCCUUCUGCACCGGCGGACCUUAUGUUCACGCAAGAGUCCUCGACCAACAAGAGGAAGUGGUGCGGCGGCGGCGGCGGCGCGGUCGGCCGCGAGCAGGGGAAGCGCCGGAGGAAGAAUGCGGCUUCCGGGGUGAAGGACCGGGCGGACAUGGCCAUCGACCGCGCCAAGAAGUGCCUGAAGAAGAUACGCGCCAUCAAGCGGAGCUUACUUGCCUGUGUCACGGAUUGAAACCAAGGAGGGAAAAUCGUGCUAGCGGCUACAAGGAAGGAGAAAUGGAUAUGGAAGUACCGGAGAUGAUGGGUGGAAAACCAGGAAAUGGAAUUGGCCUUUAUCGAUUGCCUUUUGGCUUGUACUACUAUAUUGUUUGCCUUUUUGCGAUUGGAAAGUGGCACCAUUUCGUUGAUGCGGUAGUUUAGCUUUCCCAAAAGGAAACAAAAUGCUAAGUACUUUGAAUUAUUGCAGGAAAUCAUCUAACGCAAUGUUUAGAGCACUGGAUUUUAUUUCUCUCA